Cloeon dipterum is the source of this 2301-nucleotide messenger RNA. RefSeq names its product zinc finger protein 845-like. Gene Ontology annotation, molecular function: chromatin insulator sequence binding. The record is from RefSeq and is a predicted model, not a curated record. Bases 1 to 2301 code for a protein of 766 amino acids. Gene Ontology annotation, cellular component: chromosome. Lineage: Eukaryota; Metazoa; Arthropoda; Insecta; Ephemeroptera; Baetidae. Gene Ontology annotation, biological process: regulation of transcription by RNA polymerase II. The transcript has 5 exons.
AUGUCGUCAGCGAGGCCACUCUGCGUUUUGUGCGAGCGUCCGGCGCCGGACGGAUUUGUCCAAGCUGUCAACGUGGACAAGGAGAAGCUGCAGAAUUGGUUGCUGAAAAUUUGCGGACACGAAUUUGCCGAGGAAAUCGAGGAUCACGACCUCAUUUGUUACUUUUGCAUCUGGCAUGCAGAGUUCCUGGCCAAACACGGCUUGAAUUGCGGGGCUGAUUCUUGGUGGCCUCAUGAUUUGGAAUAUUUGGAUGACGCGGCAAAAGAGCUGCGGAAAAGCUAUUUUGAUGGAAAAGCUGAGCAGUGCUGGGUUCAGUUGGAAAACGUUGAUGAUUCGGAGGAACGAAUUGAGACCGGACAUAGACUUCAAAUUGAGCAGAAAAUGAGGAAAUGUCUCUACUGUGAGAAAUCAUACAAAAAUGGCACGAGGUUGGGAGAACACGUGAAGAGAGCGCACAAAAAUGCCAUCAGGUGUGAAAACCAAAGAUGUGCUACCUACUUCCACACAAUUGAGGAAAAAGAAGAGCACGUCAAGCAUUUCCACAAGACACCGAGAGAAAGAAAGAUUAUUCAGUGCCCAUUUUGUGAAAAGGAGUUCCAGGGAUAUAAUAACUACCGCCAGCAUGUUCGACGUAUCCACAAUGAAUAUCCGGUGAAUUGUGCUUUCCGUGGUUGCAUUGAUUAUUUCAAAACUGAAGAUGAAAUGAAAUCUCACUUUGAUACAACUCACAAGGAUGAAGGUGAAGAACCCAAAGCCUACGAAUGCGAGUAUUGUGGAUAUAGAGCAAAGAAAAAAAGGGACUUGGAAAGACACCUUGCUGCGAAGCAUUUGCCGAAGACAAUCAAGUGUUCUCGUUCGGAAAUGUCGUCAGCGAGGCCACUCUGCGUUUUGUGCGAGCGUCCAGCGGCGGACGGAUUCAUCCAAGCUGACAACGUGGACAAGGAGAAGCUGCAGAAUUGGUUGCUGAACAUUUGUGGAUACGAAUUUGCCGAGGAAAUUGAGGAUCACGACCUAAUUUGUUACUUCUGCAUCUGGCACGGAGAAAUCACGUUUAUUACUUUUUUAGAAGGAAAAGUUGAGCAGUGCUGGGUUCAGUUGGAGGAAAUAGCAGAGUCAGAAGACGAAGAAGAAGAAAUUGAAUCUGACAACCAUUCUAAGCUGAAAAGGACAAAAUGUUUCUACUGUGAUAAAUCAUACAAAUUUAGUUCAAGCUUGGCAAACCACGUGAAGAAUGAACACAAAAAUGCCAUCAGGUGUGAAAAAUACAAAUGCGUCACCUACUUCCACACAAUUGAGGAGAAAGAAGAGCACGUCAAGAAUUUCCACGAGAUGCCGAGAGAACGAAAAAUUAUUCAGUGCUGUUUUUGUGAAAAGGAAUUUCAGGCAAAUUGUAGCUACCACCAGCAUGUUCGUUCUGUCCACACUGAAUUUCCGGUGAAAUGCGCUCUGAUUGGCUGCGUCUUGUAUUUCAAAUCCGAGUCUGAUAUGAAAUCUCACAUUGAGUCAGCUCACAAGGAGGAAGACGAGGCUAAAGUCAACAAAUGCAAGUAUUGCGGGUUCAGAGCAAAGCAAAAAAUAAAUUUGGAAAAACACAUUGCUCGGAAGCAUUUGCCGAAGACAAUCAAGUGUUCCAAGUGCGACAAAUUGUUUUCUACCAUGAAAUUGCUGAAGAUGCAUGACCAACGAGAUCAUUCGUUCAAAAUUUGCUCAGUAUGCGAUGAAGAAGUUACAUCACGCAAUAUUAGUCUCCACCUGAAAAAGCAGAACUGCCGUCGCUGCAAAAACAAAUUUGAUUGCUUAGGGUUAAUUCAAAAGCACAGGGAAAGUUGCAAGGGAAUUCAGUUUAAGUGUGAAAAAUGUGCAAAGACGUUCCAAAUGUCCCAUCGACUGAAUUACCACGUGAGAAGGAUGCACAGAAACAACUCCUGGCGUGGUUUGCAACACCAGAAUCUUGGUUACAAAUGCAGUACAUGCAAAAUGUUCUUCAAAAAUGCUACAACCUUGAAGAAACACUUGAAAUAUGUACACAGCGCUGCUAAUUUGAAGCAAUGCGCGCACUGUCCUAAAAGCUUCACUCUUCUCUCGACAUUGAAAUACCAUUUGGCCAAGAAACAUAAUUUGAUUGCGUGUCACUUUGAAUGUGAUUUCUGCAAGAAGAGGUUUUUCCAAAAAUUUGUCCUUCAAUUGCAUAUUCAACGUUCCCACUUGGAUCGCGCUCGUGGAAAAUGCGAAAUAUGUGGCAAGGAGAUGUUCAUCCACUCAAUGGAGAAUCACCUGUUGUAUUUUCAUGACAAACACUGA